AUGGGCAACGAGGCGAGCUUGGAAGGAGGCGAAGGGCUGGGCGCUUUCCCCGAAGGGGCGGCGGCAGCCGGGGAUGGCGGCGGCUCCGCGGCCCCUUUGCAGCGCCUGGUCCCGGCCGGGGUGGAGGCGGACCUGAGCCAACUGAGCGAGGAGGAGAGGAGGCAGAUCGCCGCUGUCAUGUCAAGGGCGCAGGGGCUGCCCAGAGGGAACCUCGCCGGCGCGGAGCCGCCUCCCAUGCAAAGACAUCCUGAGAUUGAUACAAGCCAUCGUCCCAGGCAACCAGGUAAGCCUCCAGACCCAGGACCACCAAGCUUAAGUAAAAGCAGAACAGUAGAUGUGCUGAAGACAGAGCAACGGGCACCUGGACGGAGCCCUUCUUCUAUUAGUCUAAGGGAAUCAAAAUCCAGGACUGAUUUUAAAGAAGAUCAGAAGCCAAGUAUGAUGCCCAGUUUUCUCUCAGAAGCCAAUCCCUUGAGUGCAGUCACUUCUGUUGUGAACAAAUUCAAUCCUUUUGAUUUGAUAUCGGAUUCAGAUGCAGCCCAUGAAGAAGCUGGUAAGAAACAAAAAGUUACACAGAAAGAGCAAAAGAAACCUGAAGAGCAGAGGGGCCUUGCAAAACAUCCAACUCAGCAGCAGUCUCCAAAGCCUCAACAACAAGGACCUGUCAGACCUACCCCCCAGCAAACUGAGUCUUCCAAACCAGUGCCUCAGCAGCAGCAGCCUGGGGAACCAAAGCAAGUUCAAAAACCAGGCCCUGGUCACCCAGCAGACUCUAAGCUAGAUCAAGCAAAACAAACACCCCAGCCACCAGGACCACAAAAAUCUCAGCCUCAGCAAUCAGAGUCAACGAAGCCUGUUCAGCAACAAACUUCUGCAAAACCACCAUCAGGCCCAACAAAGCCGUCACCACAGCAACCAGACAACGCCAGAACAUCAUCCCAAACCCCACCUCCCACAAAACCAUCUUCACAGCAUCCAGGACCUGUAAAACAACCAUCUCAACAGCCAGUGCGACAAGGAGGCCCUGUAAAGCCAUCUUCCCAGCAAGCUGGGCCUCCAAAACAGCCUUCUCAGCAACCUGGACCUGAAAAGCCAUCUGCUCAGCAAACAGGACCUGCUAAACAACCAUCGCAGCCUGGACCUGGGAAGCCACCUCCCCAGCAAACAGGGCCUGUAAAACAAGUGCCACCACAGGCAGGGUCUACAAAACCAUCUUCUCAGACUGCAGAGGCCACAAAGCCCCCAGGACAACAACCAGGACCUACAAAAACACCGGGCCAGCAACCAGGGCCUGAGAAACCCUCCCAGCAAAAGAAAGUUGGUGCAACCCAACCCACGGAUUCUCCCCCAAAGAAAACCUUAUGUCCUCUUUGCACAACCACUGAACUGCUGCUGCAUGCUCCAGAAAAGGCCAAUUUCAAUACGUGCACACAGUGUCAUACUGUAGUCUGCAGCCUGUGUGGAUUCAAUCCUAAUCCUCAUAUAACAGAGAUUAAGGAAUGGCUCUGUUUAAACUGCCAGAUGCAAAGAGCAUUAGGUGGUGACCUAGCACAAGGUGAUGGUCCUGGGCCACAGCCACCUCCACCCAAACAGAAGACACCCAUUCCACCUUCAGCACCUAAACCAUCCCCCCAGCCACAACCAGUUCAAAAGAAAGAUGCUUCUUCAAAACCUGAUCCUUCACAGCCAGCAGACUCAAAAAAACCCCUCCCACAGAAAAAGCCACCAUCCUUGCCUGGAUCUCCCACUGUAAAAUCAAAACAACCUCAUGGUAUGCCUACUGAGGUCUCCCAGCAAAUAGAUCCUACUCCAAAGUCUGAACAUGAGAGGCCAGUGCAGGAUGAAGAUAAGCAAAAACAACCCAGUAUACAGAAGCCUACAAUGGACACUGUGCCUACCUCUGCAGCAGCAGGGCCAAAACAGGAUUCAGCAGAUCCCAAACCUCCCCCAACUCAACAGAAAGCAGAAGAAUCCCCAAAGCCAGAGGUUGCCAAGCCAUCACAGGACACACACCCGGCUGGAGAUAAAACAGAUUCCAAACCCCUUCCACAAGUGUCUCGACAGAAGUCAGAUCCCAAGCUUACACCUCAGCCUGGGGCUAGACCAGAUGCUAAAACUCAAAAGCCUGUCGAGCCAACACAAACAAAAGGUGAUCCUAAGAAGUUACAAGCAAAACAGGUUCCAAAGCCUGAGACCAAACCUGCUCCCAAGGGCCCACAAGCAGGGGCAGGUCCCAAGCCAGCACCAGCACAGCUGGCACCUCAGCCCCAGCCCACUCAGAAAACUCCUGAGCAAUCAAGGCGUUUCAGCCUUAAUCUGGGAGGUAUCACAGAUGCCCCUAAGCCUCAGCCUACAACACCACAAGAAACAGUUACGGGGAAACUCUUUGGAUUUGGAGCUUCAAUCUUCAGCCAGGCCUCGAAUUUAAUUUCAACAGCAGGUCAGCCAGGACCUCAGACAUCAGCCCCCCCUGCUUCUGGCCCUGCAGCGAAGCAGCCUCAGCCUCCAUCACAGCCUCCAGCCUCUCCAGCUGCCCCCAAAGAGUCUGGUCAGGCUCAGCCUCUUCAAAAAAGUGUUCCUGUAAAGAAAGAAGCCAAGCCUCUUACAACUGAAAAAUCGGAGCCAUCAAAAGCAGAGAGUGUUUUAACAACCAAGGGAUCUGAUUUGGAAAGGAAAACUGUUUUGGCUAAAGACAGUAAGCCUCAGGCUGCAGAAGCUAAGAAACCUGCUGGAGAACCAGAGAAAGUCAGCCAGCCUGAAGUGUCUUGUCCCCUUUGUAAAACUGGACUAAAUAUUGGUUCUAAGGACCCUCCAAACUUUAAUACAUGUACAGAGUGCAAGAAAGUUGUGUGCAAUCUCUGUGGAUUUAACCCAAUGCCACACAUUACUGAGGUUCAGGAAUGGCUGUGCUUGAACUGCCAGACCCAAAGGGCGAUUUCAGGACAACUUGGGGAUAUGGGCAAGGUGCCACUUCCAAAAGCUGUCCCUUCGCAACCGGUAUCCAAACCACCUGCUGCUCCUCAAAAACAGCCUGUGCCUGCUGUCUCACCGUCCCCUCAGAAGACUUCCACCCCUCCUACUCCAGGAGCAGCAAAACCAAAAGAAGAACCAGGUGUUCAAAAGGAAGUUCCAAAAGCUCAGCAGGGGAGGCUGGAGAAAACAUUGUCAUCUGAUAAGAUCCAACAAGGAAUUCAGAAAGAAGAUGCAAAACUUAAGCAGGGAAAACUUGUCAAGGCACCCUCAGCUGAUAAAAUCCAGCGCGUUCCUCAGAAAGAAGACCCAAGACUGCAGCAAACAAAACUGGCAAAAACAGCCUCAGCUGACAAAAUUUUGCAUGGAGUUCAGCAGGAAGACGUAAAACUUCAAGAGUCAAAACUGGCAAAAACAGCCUCAGCUGACAAAAUUUUGCAUGGAGUUCAGCAGGAAGAUAUAAAACUUCAAGAGUCAAAACUGGCAAAAACAGCCUCAGCUGACAAAAUUUUGCAUGGAGCUCAGAAGGAAGACAUAAAACUUCAGGAGUCAAAAUUGUCAAAGAUACCCUCAGCUGACAAAAUCUUACAUGGAGCUCAAAAGGAAGACAUAAAACUUCAAGAGUCAAAACUUGCAAAAACAGCCUCAGCUGACAAAAUUUUGUAUGGAGCUCAGAAGGAAGACAUAAAACUUCAGGAGGCAAAAUUGUCAAAGACACCCUCAGCCGACAAAAUUUUACAUGGAAUUCAGAAAGACCCAAAACUCCAACAGAUUAAAAUGGCAAAGGCACUGUCAGCUGACAAAAUCCAACCUGCUCCUCAGAAGGAAGAUGCACAGAUUCAGGAGGUCAGAUUGUCAAAGGCAGUUUCAGUGGAUAAAAUUCAACAUGGAAUUCAGAAAGAAGAUCCAAAACUUGAGAAAAUCAUGAAAACUUCAUCAAUGGAGCAAAUCCAGCAUGAAGGUCAAAAACCAGAAUCAAUACUUCAGCAAGAAAAACUUUCAGAGUCACUUUCAGCAGAUAAAAUUCCCACAACAGUAAGUUCAGAAAAGAAACCCCUAAGCACACUGGAAGAAGAUAAAAAACCUGUUAUCCCAGAAAAAAGUACACCACAUCCAGAGGAUAAAAAAGAACAAAUUCCAUCUGGGGCUAAAGACCAUGUUGAACAGAAAGCAGAAGUUGAAGCACCUUCUAAAGAACUGCAGGCUAAGAAGCAAGAGGAUGUAAAAAAAGAGGGUUUGACAGCUGGGAUUUCUCAAAUCAUUUUGAAAGAAAAAGCUCAGGAAGAAAUUCCUGUUCAAACAGCACCUUUGCCAGGAACUGAACAUGUGGAGGCAACAAGAGAAAAAAUAGAAAAAGAGGAUGACAAAUCAGACACAUCAAGCUCUCAGCAACAGAAAAGUCCACAAGGUCUGAGUGACACCGGCUAUUCUUCUGAUGGAAUAUCAAGUUCACUUGGUGAAAUUCCAAGUCAUAUCCCCAGUGAUGAAAAGGAUUUACUCAGAGAAACUAAAAUAAAAGACACUAUUUCACAAGAGAGUCCACCAAGCCCUUCAGAUCUAGCUAAACUGGAAAGUACAGUACUUUCUAUUUUGGAAGCUCAGGCAAGUAAUCUUUCGGGUGAAAAAUCUGCGAAAAGCAAAGAACUUUAUGAAUCAUACGGUGAACAGAUGAAGGAUCAACUUAAAACAAAGCCUUUGCCAGUCACACCAGAAUCUUACAGUUCUGAUGAGGAAGACUUAGGAACUAUUCAAGAAGGUGAAGGAAUUGUUGCAGCAGGUAGCAAAGGAAGUGCUUCCUCCCAGGCAGACUACAAGGCAGAAGAUGCCAGAGAUGACAUUUCAACAAGAAGGCAACGCUAUGAUUCUGUAGAAGACAGCAGUGAGAGUGAAAAUUCACCCGUCCCAAGGAGAAAAAGAAGAGCUAGUGUUGGUUCUUCAAGCAGCGAUGAGUACAAACGAGAUGACAGUCAAGGAUCAGGUGAUGAAGAAGAGUUCAUUAGAAAACAGAUUAUAGAGAUGAGUGCUGAUGAAGAUGCCUCAGCUUCUGAAGAUGAUGAAUUCAUUAGAAAUCAGCUCAAAGAGAUCAGUGUAACUGAAAGCCAAAAGAAAGAAGAAGUGAAAAGCAAAGCCAAAGGAACAGCUGGAAAACAUAGAAGAAUGAUACGAAAAAGUAGUGCAGGCUAUGAUGAGGAUGCAGGAAGAAGGCAUUCAUGGCAUGAUGAUGAUGAUGAGACUUUUGAUGAAAGCCCAGAGCCAAAAUACAGGGAAACUAAAAGUCAAGACAGUGAAGAACUUGGAGUAACUGGAGGAGGAGGCCUUCGGCGUUUCAAAACAAUAGAAUUAAAUAGUACAAUAGAAAACAAAUAUUCUGAAGCAUCUGAACAACAGAAAGGUAUUUUGUAUUUUGAUGAAGAGCCUGAGCUAGAGAUGGAGAGUCUUACAGAUUCACCAGAAGAUAGAUCUAGAGGAGAAGGGUCUUCUAGUUUACAUGCUUCUAGUUUUACACCAGGUACAUCCCCUACUUCAGUCUCAUCACUUGAUGAGGACAGUGACAGCAGUCCCAGUCACAAAAAACUAGGAGGAGAGAGCAAGCAACAGCGCAAGGCCAGGCAUCGGUCACAUGGUCCUCUUCUUCCAACUAUUGAAGAUUCAUCAGAAGAAGAAGAAUUACGGGAAGAGGAAGAACUGCUAAAGGAACAAGAAAAACAGCGGGAAUUAGAGCAACAAGAGCAGCAGCAACAGCAACAACAACAGCAGCAACAACAAAGAAAAAGUUCUAGCAAAAAAUCAAAAAAGGACAAGGAUGAGCUAAGAGCUCAAAGAAGAAGGGAACGUCCAAAGACUCCACCAAGUAAUCUUUCUCCUAUUGAAGAUGCAUCUCCAACAGAAGAAUUAAGACAGGCAGCAGAAAUGGAAGAGCUGCACAGGUCUUCCUGUUCUGAAUAUUCACCCAGUAUUGAGUCAGAUCCUGAAGGAUUUGAAAUCAGCCCAGAAAAAAUAAUAGAAGUACAGAAAGUUUAUAAAUUGCCUACUGCUGUCUCUCUGUACUCACCAACAGAUGAACAACCAAUUGGACUCUCAAAAGAAGAAAGUGGUCAGAAGACACUGAAGAGUGCUGAAGAGGUAUAUGAGGAGAUGAUGCAUAAGACUCAUAAGUCCAAGUCAUUUCAAAUUGCAAAUGAAAAAGAUGAAGUAUUUGAAAAAGAAUCUUUAUAUGGUGGGAUGCUAAUAGAAGAUUAUAUUUAUGAAUCUUUAGUAGAGGAUACUUACAAUGGAACUAUUGAUACUAGUCUUGUAAUGAGACAAGAUGAGAGUAAUGAAUAUAUGCAACAGAGGGGAAAAGAUAAAAAAAUAAGAGCCUCAGAACAGACCUAUGAAGAACCACAGAAAAUUACUGAUCUACAGAAAGACUACUAUAGUGUUGAGACUUUACAUUCUAUUGUGCCUCAAGAAGAUAUUGUUUCUAGUUCUUAUAUUAUGCCAGAAAGCCAUGAAAUAGUUGUAUUAGACAGCACAGUAACUUCUACCACUGAAGAAAAACAGUUGUUAGAUGCAGAAGCUGCUUAUGAAGAGUUUAUGAAAAGACAGAAAAUGCAACUAACCCCUGGGUCCAGUCCAACACAGCCAACUUCAGAUUUUGUUCCCACAUCUGAUGCAAAGAUAUCUAGUGUUGGAGAAAUGGUGGACAGUACAUCUUUAACAUCAAGCACUACUUCAGCAAUCUCAGAUGUAUCACCUGUCAGUAGCUCAGCACUUUCUAUCCCCGAUGUUAAAAUAACACAACAUUUUACAGCAGAGGAAAUUGAAGAUGAAUACUUAACAGAUUAUGCCAGAGAAAUUCAAGAAAUACUUUCUCAUGAAACAUCAAUUUUGACAUACUCUGAGACAUCGGAAGGUGCUGCAUCAGUUUUACCUUCUGAUACAGCUUCUUUAACAUCAUCUACAUCUUCAGUUUGUACUACAGAUAGUUCAUCACCAAUAGAUAGUGCAACCACAGGUUAUGUAGAUACAACAGAUGUUCUAAAUAAAAUAGCAGAUUCUGAAGGUGUCGGGACAGAAACCCAAGUUCCCUUAGCAUCUACGAAAAAGCCCUCUGAAGUGGGCAUGCUUUAUGACUCUGCUGCUGGAGUCACCAAAAAGCCAUCAGAUAUGGAAAGUGUAGCCCAAGCUGUAGUUUGUUUGCCUGAAACUACACCUUCAGAAGUGACAACCACAGUUGUAAAACCCAAGGAAUAUGCAGCUGAUGCCAUUACUUUUGAUAUCUCCAAAAUAGAAAAGGAAGCCGCUAGAAAAAUUAGUACAAUAGAGGCUGAUGUUAGAGUUCAUCAUGAAGAAUCACAAAAAGAAUUGGGUGUUGGUAUGACAGACAUUAAUUUUACUAGUGCUACAUCUGAGCAACCACCUGUAUGUAUUGUAUCAGUACCAGUUACAGAGCCUGCAUCAGAAACAUCUUCUGUACCUGCUCCCAGUGUUGUAAGUAAGAGCAGCCUGGCCUCUGUGCCUUUCUCAGCUCCUGCUGUAACACCCAAAGUAUUCUCACUUUUUAGAAGCUCUUCUUUGGAUUCUUCUGCACAACCUUCUCCACCCCCACCUCCUCCUCCUCCACCACCUCCUCCACCACCAUUGCCUCCACCUAUUUUACCUAAACCAGCCAUUUAUCCUAAAAAGGCAUCACAGAUUAAGACUUGUGCAGCAACAGCACCCACAGUGGUACCUUCAGUCACAAGUGUUCCAACACUCGACUCCACUGCUGUAUUAAAGAAUCAUGUGGUACCUGUCACAAAAACAUACACUUCAACACCUCCUCCUGUACCACCCAAACCAUCCUCCAUUCCAGCAGGGCUUGUUUUCAGUCACAGGCCCACUGAAGUAACUAAACCUCCAAUUGCUCCUAAACCAGCAGUUCCUCCGCUCCCAAUAUCCGUUCAUAAGCCAGCAGAAACACAGCCCAAACCAACAGGUCUGUCAAUGACUUCGAGCAUGACACUGAAUUUGAUUCCUGCAGCUGAAUACAAAAUAGCAUCUCCCACUUCCCCUUUGUCUCCCCACUCUAACAAAUCUUCACCAAGGUGGACAAAACCCUCACUGGAAACUUACGUUGUCAUCACAUUGCCAUCUGAGCCUGGAACUCCCACAGAAGCUUUAACUACUCAGGCUAUUACCAGCUGGCCAUUAGAAGCACCUUCUAAAGAACAGAUUCCCCAGCCUGUGCAACCAAUUUUUACUCCAUCAAUGAAAACAAUGGAAAUCCAAAGUAUGGCAGAUCAGAAUAUGUAUAUUUCAGGUGCUUUGCAAGAUAUUCCUGUCACAACACAAUCAACAUUGGAAAAAAUACCAAGUUCAAAAUUAGAAAUAGUAACGACAGAGGUAGCCAAGCCCCCAGUGUCUGUGGUUAAGGCCCCGAUGCCUGGUUUUGGUCUAGGUAGUGUUGCUAUUACUAUACCUCCAGAGCCACUACAUAUAGUAGAUCAAACCAGGUACAAAGAGAAUGGAAGAUUCCAUCCUUUAGGUGAUGUCAUAGAUCUUCGCACUUUAACUAAGAUGGAUAUUGAGAUGAAAGACAGCUGCAUGGAUCUGUCUGCUGUUUCCACAGACAUAAGAAAGCAAAUGCCAGCAAGUGAUACAUGUGGGCGGACAGUGAGUACUGUCCAGCCAGCUAUAAUCAAUCUUAGUACUGCAUGUAUUGCAGGUCCUUCUCUGUCUGUAGUCACCGAGACAGUAACUGUAAUGACCUGCACAACCACUGUAAGCUUCACUGCCAGUAAAGACACAUUUGUGGAUCUGGGACAUGCAAUGACAACACCACUCCAGCUAACAACAUCGAAACAUUUUGAGCCUGCAUACAGAGUAACAGGGAGCCAGCCAUUCUCUGCAGGUAGAGAUGAAGUGCCAAUAAAUUUAUCCCUUGGUACAUCAGCACAUGCAGUGACAUGGGCUACUACAAAGCCUGUUACUGUACCACCUGUUGGUGUUACAAACGGUUGGACUGAUCUCUCCACUUCUCAGGAGCCAAUGGAGGGUGAAGCAGUUGACCUUAGCACUGCAAAAUCCCACAGAACAGUAGUAACAAUGGAUGAAACUACUUCCGGUGUCAUAACAACAGUAAUAGAAGAUGAUGAAAAGCCUGUGGAUCUGACUGCAGGGCGAAGAGCUGUCUGCUGUGAUAUGGUUUAUAAGUUGCCAUUUGGUAGGAGUUGUACAGCACAGCAGCCACCAGCCACACUUCCUGAAGAUCGCUUUGGUUACAGAGAUGACCAUUAUCAAUAUGAUCGUUCAGGGUCAUAUAGCUACCGAGGAAUAGGAGGUAUGAAACCAUCUAUGUCUGACACAAAUUUGUCAGAAGCUGGACUGUUUGCAUACAAAAGCAAGAAUAGUUUUGAUUAUCGAGUUGGGGCUACUGAUGCAGCAGUAGAUCUUACCUCUGGAAGAGUUACUACAGGUGAGGUUAUGGAUUAUUCAAGCAAGACUACUGGUCCUUAUCCAGAGACUCGUCAGGUCAUUUCUGGCAUCGGGAUCAGUACACCACAAUAUUCCCAAGCAAGAAUGGCAUCAUCUCUGGGUUCUCAAUUUGGUGUUGGAAGUGUUUUAAGAUCAUCCAAUGGUGUUGUUUAUUCUUCAGUAGCAACUCCAAUCCCAUCCACAUUUGCCAUCACUACACAACCUGGUUCUAUUUUCAGUACAAGUGUCAGAGAUUUACCUACUAUCCAAACAAUUGACUCUGUUCCCUCUUUAUCAACUUUGCAACAGAGUCAACCACUCCCAAGGUCAUACAGUUUCUUGACAACAGUGGCAGCUGAAAAAGAUAGUGCAAUUACUGCCAUUGAUUUGGAGACAGGGUUACCACCUCUUGGCCUAGAAACUGUUACCACUGAGCCGACUACCUUGAUACCAGCUUUAACUACAGCAUCUGAAGUUUAUACAGAUGUAAUUGAAGAUGAGGUUGCCCUUCUCAUUGCCCCUGAAGAAGGCAAACAGCAGCAGCUUGAUUUGGAGCGUGAACUUCUUGAGCUUGAGAAAAUUAAGCAGCAACGCUUUGCAGAAGAGCUGGAAUGGGAGCGCCAGGAAAUUCAAAGAUUUAGGGAACAAGAAAAAUUCAUGGUGCAAAAAAAGCUUGAAGAGUUGCAAUCCAUGAAACAUCAUCUCUUAUUUCAGCAAGAAGAGGAACGACAAGCUCAGUUUAUGAUGAGACAAGAGACAUUAGCUCAGCAGCAAUUGCAGCUUGAACAAUUUCAGCAACUUCAACAACAGCUACACCAACAGUUAGAGGAGCAAAAAAUUCGUCAAAUAUAUCAGUAUGGUUAUGACCCUUCAGGAACUGGCUCUCCACAAACUACCACAGAUCAAACUCUUUUGGAAGGACAGUAUGCAACUACAGAAAAUGGCCAGUUUUGGCCUACUGAUGAUGCAACCACUACUGCUUCAGGAAUGCUGGGUAUUGAAAUUCCACAAAGCCAAACAUGGUACACAGUUCAGUCUGAUGGCAUUACCCAGUACAUGCCUAGGUCUGGUAUCCUAAGCUCUGUUUCAGAAAUGUCUCUUAAGGAUAUUGAUGUUAGAGAAGAGAAACAAUUGAAAAAGAGAAGUUCUAUGCCAAAAUUACGUGGCCCAUAUGAGGAGCUUGAAGAGACCCUUGAAGAGGAGCCCCGGUGUUUCAAAAAGAUAGUGGACAGUGGAGUGCAAACCGAUGAUGAAGAUGGAGCAGACAGAGGUUACACAAACAGGAGACGGAGACCCAAGAAGAGCGUUGAUACAAGUGUUCAGACAGAUGAUGAAGAUCAAGAUGAAUGGGAUCUUUCUAGCAGAUCCAGAAGGAAGCCUCGUGUAGGGAAAUACAGUGAGAGUACCACUGAGGCAGACAAAGCUAAACAGUUCUCCAAAGUAUCUAGUAUUGCAGUUCAGACUGUGGCAGAGAUUUCAGUACAAACAGAACCUGUAGGAACAAUAAGAACACCUUCAAUCAGGGCCAGAUUAGAUGCUAAGGUUGAAAUCAUAAAGCACAUUUCAGCUCCAGAAAAAACAUACAAAGGAGAAAGUCUGGGAUGUCAGACAGAGGCUGAGUCAGAUUCUCAGAGUCCUCAAUAUCUGUCAGCUUCAUCUCCUCAGAAGGAUAAAAAACGCCCAACACCAUUAGAGAUAGGAUACUCAUCCCACCUUCGUCCAGACUCCACAUUGCAGGUAGUCCCUUCCCCUCCCAAAUCUCCCAAAGUUCUCUAUUCACCCAUUUCACCUGUUUCACCAAGCAAAGUUAUAGAGUCAGCUUUUGUACCCUAUGAAAAACCCAUUACUGAUGACAUCAGCCCUCAGAAGAUGCUGCAUGCUGACAUUGCCAAGGUUCCUCCAUCAAGCCCAAAGGCAGCAAAGAUGAUGCAACGUUCUAUGUCUGAUCCUAAGCCCCUGAGUCCCACAGCAGAAGACAGUUCCAGAGCUCAGUUUCAGUACACUGAGGGUUUCAUGACAAAAGGUUCUUCAAGUAUAACUCCAUCAGGAACUCAAAAGAAGGUGAAGAGGACUCUGCCUAACCCACCUCCAGAAGAAGCAACACCAGGAACUCAAUCGCCAUACACUUCUGUGGGAUCGGUUUCACGCAGAAGGAUUUGUAGGACCACCACUAUGGCCAGAGCCAAAAUUCUUCAGGAUAUAGACAGGGAAUUGGAUCUGGUUGAACGUGAAUCAGCCAAGCUUAGGAAGAAGCAAGCAGAGCUAGAUGAGGAGGAGAAAGAAAUAGAUGCCAAGCUGAGAUACUUGGAAAUGGGGAUUAAUAGGAGGAAAGAAGCCUUACUUAAAGAAAGAGAAAAGAGAGAGCGUGCCUAUCUCCAAGGAGUAGCAGAAGAACGUGAUUAUAUGUCAGACAGUGAAGUUAAUAAUACCAGGUCAACCAGAAUAGAAACUCAGCACGGUUUGGAAAGACCACGCACUGCACCCCAGACAGAGUUUAACCAGUUUAUGCCACCACAAACCCAGCCAGAAACCCAGUUUGCCCCUGCUACAAGCCCAUAUGGUCAGUAUCAGUAUUCAUCUCCUGCCCUGCCUACUCAAGCACCGACUCCGUUUACACAGCAGUCACAUUACCAACAACAGCAGCCUUUGUAUCACCAGCAGGUUUCACCCUAUCAGACCCAGACAGCUUUCCAGACAGGAGCUACUAUGUCCUUUACUCCACAGGCUCAACCUCCGCCAUCUCAACAGCCAUCAUACCAACUCCCAUCACAGAUGAUGGUGAUACAGCCAAAACCAAGACAAACUACAUUAUAUUUGGAACCUAAGAUAACAACAAACUAUGAUGUAAUUCACAAUCAGCCUCUCAUGAUAGCACCAGUUUCAACUGACAGUAAUUAUCCAGUUUCCCAGCUGGGCAGUAAAUACUCUACCUUGGACUUAAGGAUAGGACUAGAUGAGAGAAAUAGCAUAGCAAGCAGUCCUAUAUCAAGCAUAUCUGCAGAUUCAUUCUAUGCAGAUAUAGACCACCACCAUACACCCCGAAAUUAUGUGCUGAUUGAUGAUAUAGGAGAACUUACUAAAGGAACAGGAGCACUUGGUUCCAGUUUUAGCCUCCAUGAAAAAGAUCUGACUAAAACAGAUCGACUGCUUCGCACAAGUGAGGCCAGGAGAGCACAAGAAGUGUCAGACUUCCUAGCACCACUGCAUGCUUCUUCUAGGUUACAUUCCUAUGUUAAAGCUGAUGAAGAUCCAAUGGAGGACCCUUAUGAGCUCAAACUUCUGAAACACCAGAUAAAACAAGAGUUCCGUAGAGGUGCAGAAAGUCUUGAUCAUCUGGCUGGCCUGUCACAGUAUUACCAUGCAGAGGGCAGCUACAGGCAUUUUCCAAAAUCUGAGAAAUACAGCAUAGGUAGACUCACUCUUGAGAAACAAGCUGCUAAGCAGCUCCCAGCAGCCCUCCUUUACCAGAAGCAGUCAAAACACAAGAAAGCUUUGAUAGAUCCCAAAUUAACAAAGUUUUCACCUAUCCAAGAAAGCAGAGACCUUGAGCCUGACUAUUCGAGUUAUAUGACUUCUAGCACUUCAACACUUGGGGGAAUUACUACUAGGGCAAGGCUUCUUCAAGAUGAUAUCACUUUUGGCCUUAGAAAAAACAUCACUGACCAACAGAAAUACAUGGGACAACCACUGACUUCAUCCAUUGGAGCAGGCCUUGGGACUGCACUAGGCCCAACAAUGAGAUCCACAUUACAAGAUGAAGCAGACAAGUCUUAUAGCAGUGGUAGUAGAUCUAGGCCCUCAUCUAGACCCUCCUCAGUUUAUGGGCUUGAUUUGUCAUUGAAAAGGGAUUCUUCCAGUUCUUCUUUGAGACUGAAAGCUCAAGAAGCUGAACCCCUAGAUGUUUCCUUUAGCCAUGCAGCACCUUCUGGAAGAACUAAACCCACCAGUCUACCUAUUAGCCAAAGCAGGGGAAGGAUCCCAAUAGUAGCGCAGAACUCAGAGGAGGAGAGCCCACUGAGUCCCGUUGGCCAGCCAAUGGGAAUGGCAAGAGCAGCAGCUGGACCCUUGCCACCAAUAUCUGCAGAUACCAGGGACCAGUUUGGAUCGAGCCAUUCAUUACCUGAGGUCCAGCAACAUAUGAGGGAGGAGUCACGGACUCGAGGCUAUGAUCGAGAUAUAGCCUUCAUCAUGGAUGACUUCCAGCAUGCCAUGUCAGACAGUGAAGCCUAUCAUCUCCGUCGGGAAGAAACAGAUUGGUUUGACAAGCCCAGGGAAUCUCGUUUGGAGAAUGGACACGGCCUCGACAGAAGGCUACCAGAGAAGUUGUCCCACUCUCGGCCACCAAGUCAACACCAAGAUCAAAUAAGCUAUCAAAUCAAUGGGAAGCCCCUGCAGUACAUUUUCCCUUAUGCAAGGCUCAAACUACUGAGAGACCCAAAGGAUCACACAGUUUCAGGCAAUGGACUGGGAAUCAGGGUUGUAGGUGGGAAAGAAAUUCCAGGAACUGGAGGGGAAAUUGGAGCUUACAUUGCCAAGAUCUUGCCAGGUGGCAAUGCAGAGCAGACAGGAAAACUGAUAGAAGGAAUGCAGGUGCUGGAAUGGAAUGGCAUUCCCUUGACUGGGAGAACUUACGAAGAAGUUCAGAGCAUUAUUUUUCAACAGAGUGGGGAAGCAGAAAUAUGUGUAAGACUGGACCUGAACAUGCUCUCAGACUCUGACAAUCCCCAGCACCUGGAGCUGCACGAACCAGUAAAGGCAGUAGAUAAAACAAAGUCCCCAGGAGUUGAUCCCAAGCAACUGGCUGCAGAGCUCCAAAAGGUUUCUCUACAGCAGUCACCUCUAGUAGCUUCCUCUGGAGUGGAAAAGGGAUCUCAUGGUCAUUCUGGAACCACUUCUGCUGCCUCCAGUGCUGUGCCCAGCCCGGGUCAGCCUGGUUCUCCCUCAGUGAGCAAAAAACGGCAUAGCAGCAAGCCCACUGAAACUACGAAGUCUUCUUCCCAUCCUAUCACUGGAGAAAUUCAGCUUCAAAUCAACUAUGACAAACACCUUGGCAACCUUAUCAUUCACAUCCUUCAGGCAAGAAACCUUGCUCCCAGAGACAACAAUGGCUAUUCUGACCCCUUUGUUAAAGUUUAUCUUCUUCCAGGGAGAGGACAAGUCAUGGUUGUCCAAAAUGCAAGUGCUGAGUACAAGAGGAGAACUAAGUACGUGCAGAAAAGCUUGAAUCCUGAGUGGAACCAGACUGUCAUCUAUAAAAAUAUCUCCACGGAGCAGCUGAAAAAGAAAACACUGGAAGUGACUGUCUGGGAUUAUGAUAGAUUCUCCUCGAAUGACUUUCUUGGUGAAGUAUUGAUCGAGUUAUCCAGCAUCUCCCAGCUUGACAACACUCCUCGGUGGUAUCCUCUGAAGGAACAGAGUGAAAACGCUGAUCAUGGGAAAUCUCAUUCUGGACAGAGUAGCCAGCAAUCUCCAAAACCAUCUGUCAUCAAGAGCAGAAGUCAUGGAAUUUUCCCGGACCCCUCUAAGGACAUGCAGGUUCCCACCAUUGAGAAAUCUCACAGCAGUCCAGGAAGCUCCAAGUCUUCCUCUGAAGGACAUCUACGCUCCCACGGUCCCUCCCGCAGUCAAAGCAAAACCAGCGUCACCCAAACCCACCUGGAAGACGCUGGGGCAGCCAUUGCUGCUGCUGAAGCAGCUGUCCAGCAGCUUCGCCUUCAACCAACAAGGUCUGCUAACCACCGACCCGCAGAAAGUUCUGUCUCCACUGGCUCCUCAGCCAGUAGUUUUGGCAGUGGAUACAGCAUGGAUAGCGAAGGCAGCAGCAGUGCCACAGGAGAAAAUAACCUAUUUCCCAUCCCAAGAAUAGGGAAGAUGAGCCAGAAUGGACAAGAACCAUUAAAGCAGUCAGGAGUAGGAUUAACCGAUGCAGAAGGUAAAACACAGGUUAUGGGUGAAAUCAAGAUUGCAUUAAAGAAGGAAAUGAAGACAGAUGGAGAACAACUGAUAGUAGAAAUCCUUCAGUGCAGAAAUAUCACAUACAAAUUUAAAUCUCCAGAUCAUCUACCAGACCUGUAUGUGAAGCUGUACGUUGUCAAUAUCUCUACCCAAAAGAGAGUAAUUAAGAAGAAAACCAGGGUAUGCAGGCACGACCGAGAGCCUUCAUUCAAUGAAACAUUUAGAUUUAGCUUGAGUCCUGCUGGGCAUUCUCUUCAGAUUCUGCUUGUCUCCAAUGGAGGGAAGUUUAUGAAAAAGACAUUGAUUGGGGAAGCUUAUAUCUGGCUUGACAAAGUGGAUCUAAGGAAAAGAAUAGUAAACUGGCACAAACUCUUGGUCAGCUCCACACAAGCGCACUGA
Molecule: messenger RNA, 15762 nt
Organism: Calypte anna (Anna's hummingbird)
Lineage: Eukaryota; Metazoa; Chordata; Aves; Apodiformes; Trochilidae
Gene: PCLO
Product: piccolo presynaptic cytomatrix protein
Exons: 25
Coding region: 1-15762 (5253 amino acids)
Biological process (GO): protein localization to synapse; presynaptic active zone assembly
Cellular component (GO): cytoskeleton of presynaptic active zone; axon; GABA-ergic synapse
Molecular function (GO): structural constituent of presynaptic active zone; metal ion binding; protein binding
Source: RefSeq, a predicted model, not a curated record